GCGGGGUCAUCGAGCAUCCACGACGCCUAUGGAAUUCGAGUGGUCGAAUCAGACGGGUCCGGUAGAUUCGCAGUCGCCCUUCUUCACUGCGGGCCAGGCAUCUGCAAAGAAGCGACCCCAUUCUGUCCUCGAUUCGCCCUCCAAGAAUGGAUUUGCGACGCCGAACCGCCUGCGUGAUCCAGACAACCGCCCAUUCUUCUUCUCACAGUCCAGCAGCAAGCCGCUCCCCUCGAUACCAGCACACGUGCAGAGCGCGUGGGAACCACGCACACCGGCAAGCAACUACGAGAGCUCAGGCGGGGAGACGCCGAACACACCGCAGGUGGAUAGCGAUGCGGGGACACCGGACACACAGACAGCGAGUGGCAUGGGCCGUUUGGGGCUUGGGAACGGCGAUGCAUAUAGCCCCAAGAAGGCGGGGCGGAGGGAGAGCUGGUUCAAGCGAUUGACUGGCAUGGCAAGCCCUAGUCCUACCAAAGAACGGGACAAGGACGCCGCCGCGCAGAAGUACUACUCCAAGAAGGCUGAGAACCGCAUAGUGAAGCGCCGCUCAGAGCGAACCGAGCGGUCACGAUCGAAGAAGCGCCCCGCGAUGCGCGACAACAGCGACGAUUCAGACGACGCACGACCCGGCGCGCAAGAUGUAUCCAAAAAGGAGCAGGUCAAGCAGACAUUCGCAAUGAGCAUAGCAGGCUUCUUGUCGUGGCUAGAGGCACACCCUCUCCUCCCCUCGGUCCUCUCCUACUACCUGCAGCUCACCGUCAAUGCUUGCCUAGGCUUCCUAUUUUUAUACAUUGUCUACUCUGCCUGGUGCGGCGUCAUGACUGAUGUUGACAUUGAAUCGUCAAAGCACGCCUCGGAAGUCAUGGUCGAGAUCGCUGCCUGCGCAAUGGAAUACAACCGCAACCGCUGUCGCCCGGACGAUGUCGUACCCGCCAUGGAGAAGGCAUGCGGUGUCUGGGAGACGUGCAUGAACCGCGACCCGAAGAAGGUUGCGCGUGCGAGCGUCACGGCAAAGACGUUUGCUAUGAUCUUCAAUAGCUUUGUGGAGGAGUUUAGCUACAAGUCUAUGGUCUUCACCGGAAUCAUCAUCUUCGGCGGCUUCAAUCUUUCCAACUGGGCAUUCGGCCUCCUACGCUCACAGCAACAGCACCAACCCCAACACCAGACGCCUAACCCGAACGAUUUCGUCCCACAAACACCGCAUAGAGUACCAAGCAACAGCUACAUUGAAUACAACCAACAAGCCUUUCAACAAAAUUGGCAGCAGCAGCAGCAAAACACUCCUUUUCAAACUCCAUACGGGGGCAUGCGGCAUAUCGAAGCGCCGCCGCUAAUACACGCACAGAGUAUGCCGGCAUUGCCAUCUGUCGCACAACAAGAAGGUGCGCCGGUGCUGGAAGAAAGGAGAAGCCCGAGGAAGAAGGGGCUUUUUCGAUGAUUAUGGAUUCUUCUUUUCUUCUACGUUGGGGCUGGUGUCUUUUACGAGCGCUUCACGCAUGGAAAUGAGCAUUGAUGUGUUGGGUAAUAAGAUUAUCAAUUUCCUUGUAAUGAUCAUGUUUGUUGAAUGGACUCACCCGCCCUCUUUUCUUCCAAUAUGGAGCGUCUCGAUGCUAUGCUGUACUACGUCCAGAGGUCGUGCUUCCCUUUUGUUGAGCAUCUUGCUUGCACUUUCCUUCGUGGCCCUAGCGGCGUCUUACACCACGCCCUUCAAGCGCACCGUAUGACACAAACGGAGUGUCUACAUUCCAACUACACUC
Cucurbitaria berberidis CBS 394.84 is the source of this 1760-nucleotide messenger RNA. RefSeq lists its product as uncharacterized. Gene Ontology annotation, biological process: lipid homeostasis; nuclear envelope organization. The record is from RefSeq and is a predicted model, not a curated record. NCBI's taxonomy places the organism in Eukaryota, Fungi, Ascomycota, Dothideomycetes, Pleosporales, Cucurbitariaceae. The transcript has 2 exons. Bases 29 to 1441 code for a protein of 470 amino acids. Gene Ontology annotation, cellular component: nuclear envelope; nuclear membrane.